This is a messenger RNA of Racocetra persica, 157 nucleotides long. The record is from the annotation of a GenBank genome assembly. Lineage: Eukaryota; Fungi; Glomeromycota; Glomeromycetes; Diversisporales; Gigasporaceae.
AAUAGUGAUAGAAUUUUAGAUGUUUACUCUGAAGAAGACUUAUUUUAUUAUGUUAAUCAUUUCUUAAAACAAAAUGUUGAUUUUAAUCAAUGUCCCGAUUGUGAUAAAAUCACGUUCAAAGAAAUUGAUAGAAACAUUGCUUGUAUAAUUAAACAAU